Ambispora gerdemannii is the source of this 954-nucleotide messenger RNA. The record is from the annotation of a GenBank genome assembly. NCBI's taxonomy places the organism in Eukaryota, Fungi, Glomeromycota, Glomeromycetes, Archaeosporales, Ambisporaceae.
AUGGAUGAAGUAAUGGGAUACGAGGAUUUUAAAGCCGAAUUAAAAAUAUACAUCUUAAACCUUGCUGAGUAUAUUAAAAAUGGUAUCUAUGAAUUGCCCGACAAUAUGAAAACUGUUUUUGUAUUGUUAGGAAAACCAGGAACAGGAAAGAGAGGACGGAAAGACAGUGAAAUAUUGGAGGGAACCACGCCCGCAGUUAAGGGGGCAUUUCCCGGGCGUCUAUGUCAAGGAUUUAGUGUGGGAAAGAUGAGAAUGCCGAUUGUUCUUUUGGAUGAGUUUGAAAAGAUUGCGGGCGAGGGACUUGCGAUGAUGAUGGGGAAUGUUUUAGAUAUCAAAAAAACGACUGCCAAUUAUGCCGACCAAGUUCCCGAUUUCGUUCAAGAUAGAGCCAAGUUUGUUAAUAUCCCGUUGUAUGCCUACGCCCAGCGGUUAAAGUAUGUAAAGGGGAUGUUAACAGGACAAUUAAGCAAAGACCCAUUAACAAGCGAAUAUGCGGGACAAAAGUUAGCAGAAAGAAUAAGAAUUGAUGACGACGAAUUAUAUGACCUAUUAACGGACGGAGGAGACCGCGAAUAUGAACGCGACGAGGAGGAGGAAAUAAUUGAGUUUUCCAGGGCGGAAUAUGAACCCGAGACGAAAACAGGCAAACCAUCCACCACAAAACCUAACCCUGACAAAGGAAAAGGUAAAGUGAAGCAUUAUCAAGAAAAGCCCGAAAGAACAGAGGAAAAACCCGACCCCGAAAAAGAAAAGAUAUUAAAAGACUAUCGAGCCGAUUUAAAGAAGUUAGGCAAGAACACCAAGCCCGAGGAAUUUAUUAAUUCAGUUCAUAAUCACAUUUACCCCGAGGAGUUGGAACAGUUGGAACAAUUGGCAACCAAAAAAGACGGAUUGGGAAGCAACCAAGUUCAAAAAACUUAUGACCUUGGCAGAACCGAUUUAGCGGUAUUAUGA